Messenger RNA from Dunckerocampus dactyliophorus (ringed pipefish), 1443 nucleotides. RefSeq lists its product as uncharacterized. The coding region runs from base 1 to 1197 and encodes 398 amino acids. The record is from RefSeq and is a predicted model, not a curated record. The transcript is spliced from 11 exons. Lineage: Eukaryota; Metazoa; Chordata; Actinopteri; Syngnathiformes; Syngnathidae.
AUGAUUUCCUUUCAGACCUUUGCAGUUUAUUGUUUUAUUGUCUCAGACUUAUUUGGCAUUCAUGCAAGUGAAACGUGUCAGACCGCCUGGUUUGACGACGGAGAUGUUUCAGGAGACGGUGACUCUGAGCUCUUGGCUGACUUGAGAAGGAAGCAUGAGGAUAGGAUCUGCUCCGACCCGGUGGACAUGAAGGCCCAGACGGUUGCCGGUAUCAAGUCAGAGUACACAAGGAACGUCUUCCACACCCACAGUGCAUCAGAGGGCCUUUCGUGCCUCAACGCAGAGCAAGAGCCAGAGAGGCCAUGUGCAGAUUAUAAGGUCCAGUUCACCUGUGCAGGAGACUUCUGCUCAUCGUGCCGGACGGGCUGGCUUAAUCACGACAACCCGGAAGGAAAUGGAGAUUUUGAGAAUCUCCGCGACCUCCUCCAGAAGUACCCCGGACAGAUAUGCCGUCAUCCAAUUGCCAUCGAAGUUCAGACAGUCUCAGGAGACUCCGCCUUCAGCACAUCUGAGACAUUUUUGAGCCUGGACACCACAUAUGGGUUUGCUUGUGUGAAUGCAGAUCAGAAAGAUGGGAGCUGUGAAGAUUACAAGGUUAGGUUUACAUGUCCUGAAGAGUUCUGUCAAGUGGCACAGGAGUGUCGCACGCAGUGGUUCAAUUCCGAUAACCCAUCAGAACACGGCGAUGUGGAGUCCAUACCCCGGCUCCUGAACUCCUACCCCGGGCAGGUCUGCAAAAACCCUACCCGAAUCGAGGCCAGGACAACAAGUGGACUGCCUUCCCAGCUCACUGCGGACAUCUUCCUUGCCCAUGACGUUACUUUUGGCUUGGUAUGCAUCAACAAACAACAGCAGAGUAAACAAUGUGAGGAUUAUGAAGUCAUGCUGACAUGUCCAGCAGAUUUCUGUCACAUUUGCAGGACUCGCUGGUUCGACCUCGACGAUCCCACCAGGGAGGGUGACUUUGAGACCCUCUUCAGGCUGCAGCGGGUACAUACUAAGGAAGUCUGCCCUCAGCCUGUGGCAGUGGAGGCCAUGACGGUGUCUGGCAUCCCAGCACUCCAGACAGGCGACGUCUUUCAAAUGUAUGACGCCACAGUGGGUUUUGCGUGUGUGAAUCACGGGCAGCCCGGUGGGAGACAAUGUCAGGACUACAAGGUCCGAUUCACCUGCCCGCCAUCCUUCUGCUCUGUGUGAAGCAGUGGUCGUGCAUCUUUAAUAUUACAUGUAUGAAACAUCAUUGUGAUGCUUACAGAUCCUCAGCCGUUUGAUUGUAGCAAUGUGGGACUUCUCUGAGCUUUAAAUGUGUUUUUUUUUUUGCAUGGAGUUCUAAUGUUUGUGUCUGUGCAGCAGUUUACACACGUGACAUGACUUCAACGGCUGUUUGACUUGAAAUGCAUGAUGCAUGUAAAACCAUGUAUUACUCCCCCAAUAGCAAGUAGU